CAAAUUUCGUAAUUAAAAUAGGCUAUUUAAAAUAAAUAACGUUCCUUCAAUGUUUACAGUUAAACUAAUAUAACCUGGUGGAAAUUUUAAAUUAACAGACGCCCAUUAUAAAGCCCACUCAGCUUUCCCAGCAGCCAUGAACGUCUGAUAGCAUAAAGGUGAUAUGUGGCAGCGGCUAUUUAAGCUAGCUUGUACAGCUCAAGGCUGUUGGAAGAUGCUUUUGAAAUCAGGAACACAGCAAAAUUGGUAGGUGGUGACAAGUGACAAAACCCAGCCUACCCACCUGCCAACCAGCGAGCCUGGCCCUUGUUUACCUGCUCCUCAGGUAGUUUGUAAGCAGGUAAGGUUGGGGGGGCGGGGUCAGGGCCUCACACGGGAUAGGAGAGAUGCCUGUGGAGGGCGGAAGCAGCAGUGGCUCGGCUUCGGCCGCACGUCACCCCAAGCAGAAGCGCAAGGCACACAGUUUGUCCAUCCGGCGCACCAACAGCACAGAGGAGCGGCCACCGGGCAUCCUGAGAGGAGACAUGCUGGAGGGACAGGACUCCAAGCUGCCCCUCGGCUUGCGGAACAACCUCCUUGACCUGUUUGGCCAGAUCGAACGGGAAUUUGAGAAUCUGUACAUCGAAAACCUUGAAUUGCGCCGGGAAAUCGACUCUCUCAACGAGCGUCUGACUGGAGAUGGGCAGGCCAUCGAGGGGGGAGACCCCUCCAAGGGAGCCCUCAAAGCCAAAGCCAGCCACAGCACCAGUCAGCUGUCACAGAAGCUGAAGACAACCUACAAAGCCUCCACCAGCAAGCGCUUGUACGCUUUCCAGGACAAAAUAGGCGGAGCUCGCAACUUCAGCGUGCCCACCUGGGAGUUGUGGGGCGGAGAUUCAUGGAUCGUCUCCAGCUUCAAAGCCACCACCGGCUCCCGUGCCCUGUGCCAGCUGCUCAAGGAGUACAUCGGCCACCGGGACGGCAUCUGGGACCUCAGCGUCACCCGGACUCAGCCCGUGGUGCUGGGCACCGCCUCUGCCGAUCACUCAGCUCUGCUGUGGAGCAUAGAGACGGGAAAAUGUCUGCUGAGGUAUGCAGGCCAUGCAGGAUCAGUCAACUCCAUCAAAUUUCACCCCACCGAGCAGAUGGCACUCACAGCCUCCGGAGAUCAGACGGCUCACAUCUGGCGCUACAUGGUGCAGCUCCCGGCGCCGCAGCCGCCACCAGAUGUCAGCGCUCCGUGCGACGACGACCAGGACUCAUCCGACAGAGAAGAGGGCGAGGUGGACGGAGACGGCCCCUCUGAGGUCCCCACGGUCCGCGUUGCCACAGCAACCCUGAAGAGCCACCAGGGCGUGGUGAUCGCAGCCGACUGGCUGGUGGGAGGCAGGCAGGUGGUGACGGCUUCGUGGGACCGCGCCGCCAACCUGUACGAGGUGGAGACGUCCGAACUGGUUCACACUCUGACCGGCCAUGACCAGGAGCUGACCCACUGCUGCACCCACCCCACCCAGCGCCUGGUGGUCACCUCAUCCAGGGACACCACCUUUAGACUGUGGGACUUCAGGGACCCGUCCAUCCACUCUGUCAACGUCUUCCAGGGACACACAGACACCGUGACGUCCGCCGUCUUCACCGUGGGGGACAACGUCGUCUCUGGAAGCGACGACCGCACCGUGAAGGUGUGGGACCUGAAGAACAUGCGAUCGCCCAUAGCAACCAUCCGUACCGACUCAGCUGUCAACAGGAUAAGCGUCUCGGCCAACCAAAGGAUCAUCGCCCUGCCGCACGACAAUCGACAAGUCCGCCUGUUUGACAUGAGCGGGGUGAGGCUAGCCCGACUUCCACGCAGCAACCGGAUGGGUCAUAGGCGAAUGGUGUGCUGCACAGCAUGGAAUGAGGAGAACCAGGCGUGCAACUUGUUCACCUGCGGCUUCGACCGGCAGGCCAUCGGCUGGAACAUCAACAUCCCCGCCCUGCUUCAGGAGAAGUGACCCAUCCAGACCCUGCCCUUUUUAUUUAGCAUGGACUGUGAUUCGUGCCAUUUCUGUGUGGAACUACAUGUUUGGUUUUGUGUGUGUGUGUGUGCAGGCGGUCACUCAUGUCACCGUUUUCCGUUUUUCUUUUUAGUCAUUGCCAAAUAGCUUCUUCUGCAUGCUAGACGACCUCGGUUUGCAGACGCUGCUUCAAAAGCAGUCGGAGAACAAUCUGUAGAGUAUGUAUAUAAGAUGUUGUGGCCUGAUUAAGUGACAGAUUCAGUGUCUUAGCCGCCUUCUGGGAGGUGCAGUUUGUUAAAUAUGGCAGAGCUGUGAGAUGUUUUUAUCCUUCUGGAGCGUUUCCUGUCACAGAACCAAACAUAUCGCGACGUACGUCUGCCACGUCUUAAAACGGAGAGCUCAGCAGACGGAGAUCCGGAUCCCCGCCUCCUCUCUUCAGUUCAUGGUUAGCCUUCGUGUUUCCAGAUCUCACUUUCUGUUACUUGCCUUGUUCUACGUUUACAUAGGAGAUUUUUUAAAUGUAUAGAGAAAGAUUUAUUCUGGCAGGAUGAAGAGGUGUUGAAGAGCGACGCAAUAAUGGAGAAACGACGGCACUUAACCAGUCCACAAAUCCUCCAGCUGCCUGUGAAAGUCAUUAGAAAACCCAACGUGUUGCUGUUCUAGAGGCCCACAUAAGUUUGCGUACGGUCAUGCAGUACAGUGGGAUGAAGGGUUUUUAAAAACAACAAUUGGCUGUGCUAGCUUGAAUUUACAGAGAGUUUUCAAUGUCGUCUACGUUGGCAGAUGGAUAGUUUCCUGGCAAAAACUGCAUUGAAGCAGGUCAGGGACAGAGGUUUGACUUGUUUGUACAUCAGUCAGCUCUAUCCAGUCAUCUGAUCUGAACACUCGGUUGUAUCCAAGUUGAGCCAAAUCUUCACCAUCUUGUGGAAGGAAAUCGGCCAGAAUGUUGAAGAACAACCCAACGAGGCCCAGGCAUCCGCGCCUCCGUCCACAGUGAUGUUAGUUUGAUAUCGGUGGCCAUUGACGAUGAAAGCAGCCACAGAUACACUCAGAUAAGUCGCAGGUUGAGGUGAAACGUAUUUGGUGGACUCAAAGGCUUGAACAUCAGCUCAACAGUGUCUUCCUCGAAACAUGGACACGUCGACCCUAAUCUGUGCUUAAAGCUGCAGUAUAUGUACCGAUUUAUUU
Molecule: messenger RNA, 3164 nt
Organism: Poecilia latipinna (sailfin molly)
Lineage: Eukaryota; Metazoa; Chordata; Actinopteri; Cyprinodontiformes; Poeciliidae
Product: WD repeat-containing protein 37-like
Exons: 16
Coding region: 387-1973 (528 amino acids)
Molecular function (GO): protein binding
Source: RefSeq, a predicted model, not a curated record